CAAAAGGAAGUUUUUUGUUCAAGCUGGCUGUAAUUUUUAAAAAAUAUUGCAUUUUUUUUUUUUUUUGCUAUUUAUUGAGCAAAGUGAUGAAUUUUUAUAUCGGAUUAUUGUAAAUUAAUUAAAUUUAUCAAUUUGUAUUAAAUUUUCUUUUAAUUAGGUACCAUGACUGCUACAAGCGUAGAAAACAUGAUCACACCAGGUCAUUAUUUAAUUAUUAACAAAAACGAAACGUAUUUAAUUCAUCAGAUAUCCAACAAAGCAAUACUGAAGUUAGGUCGCGAUGUUAUUGAUCUUAAAAUGGCUAUUGGACAAUCAUAUUCAUCCACUUAUAAACUUGAACCAGUGACAGACAAAAAGAGACACUACACUUUAGUAGUGUGUAAUGAUAAUCAGGCACGUAACCAAUGGGCAACAAAUGGAUGUGGUACAGAUAAUAAACUCAUAACAGACGAUAGCUCUUCCCAAUUGUUAAGUACUGAUGAAAUAAUAGCAUUGAAAGAAAGUGGUGAAACAGGACAAAAUAUUGUUGAACGGUUAUUGAAAAAUAGCAAAACAUUUCAAUUAAAAACUGAAUAUGCUCAAGAGAAGUACUUAAAAAAAAAAGCCAGGAAAUACUGUGACUAUAUAACUAUAUUUAAACCAACAAUACGACUUAUUACUGAUGUGUUGUACAAACAACAAACUAUUCCAAAAACUAUAGCUCUAAGGUUUGAUACUUUAGCUCAAAUUUUAUGCCGUAUUAAUUUAGAUCCUGGUGGCAAGUAUUUGCUUUAUGAAAAUGGUAGUCAAGGGUUAUUACAAGCAGCACUUCUUAACCAACUGCAUGAUAAUGGCUCCUUAGUGCAUAUAUUCUCUUCAACAUCUGAACAAAAUCCAUUAAAAGCAGUAAAAGCUAUGAACUUCUCUGAAUCUAAAAUUAAACAAAUGUUAACAGUAAGUUUAGAUGAAAUAUUAAAUACAAAAAGUGAAUAUGAUAUUCCAGAAGAAAAAGUCGAGGAAGUUGUAUUUAAUUGUUCAGACGAUAAGAAAAGAAAAAGUGAUGAAGCUUAUACACAGUUAAAGAAAAAACAUCGGCCAAUAACUAGUACAGAUGGUUUAAAUUUUAUACAAUCAAAUAAAUUUGAUGGUCUUAUUGUAGUAUGCAGAGAAGAACCAAAUGAGUUUGUUAAAAUUCUUUUACCGUACUUAUCUUUAUCAAGACCUUUUGUUGUUUAUUCAGCAUACAAAGAAAUAUUAGUUACUAUGUAUGCUGAAUUCAAAAUGAGAAGGGAUUUAGUAUUUCUUCGACUAACUGAUAAUUUUCUGAGACAUCAUCAAGUACUUCCAAAUAGAACACAUCCUGAUGUUACAAUGGAUGACGGAAGUGGUUAUUUGUUUUCAGGACUAUUUGUUACAGGUACUUCAUAAAAUAAUUGUGAAUCAUGUCAUAUAAUGUAAUCAUUAAAUGUUAUUUUUCUAUCAAACAUUGAUUAAUUUAUUUAACAUCCAUUAUUUCCUAAUAAAACUAAAAAAAAAAAUGAAGUAACUAUAGUAUAUAAUAUUGUAGCUAUAGCUACAAGAUAUCUUAAUAUUAAAAUAUUGUUUAUUAUAAAUAAUAAAAAAAAAGCUUGACUAUUCGUUUAUGUUAUCAUGAUCAUUUUUAAAAAAUAUAUAGGCAUACACAUAUCUAAUAUAUAAUAAAUUAAUAUAAUAUCUAUGGAUUAGAAUAAAAUUGUAAUUGACAUAAAUCACUAGGUAUAACAUAAACUAAAAUAUCCUGGUUUAUGCUUUAAAACUUGUUGGUUAAUAUGUUUUAAAAUAAAGUGUAUAUUAAAAAAAUGAAUUAUAUUCACUCUAAUAUGAAACUUAGUUUCCUUUUGAUAGUUAUUUGUCAAACAUAUGAAUAUUCAUUAACUGCAGAUUCAGAAGAAAAUUAUAUUUGUGGAUUCUCAAAAAAACAAAUACAAGAUACAUUGUUAUAUGCAAAAAAAUAUCCAACCAAAGGUAUUGCUUUAAAUUAUGCAUGUUUAAAAGAACAAAAUAUUGGAAAUGAUCGAUGCUUAACAGAACAGUACAAAUUAAUUGAAUGUCUUCGGAAAGAAUGCUUUUUAACUAAUGGUAAGAAUACAUAUUUAUUUUAUUUUUUAUACCUAUGUAUUCAUUAAAUAUUAAAUAAUGAUAGGUAGAUAUUUUCAAUAAUAUAAUACUAAUUAAUUAUUAGUAUAUAUUAUAUUAUACGCAUAACAAAACUUAUACAAUUUAUAGAACAAGGAAAUGAAAUAACCAAAGGAACUAAUAUACCUAAAGAUCAAAUACUUAAAAAUCAAGAAAUUAAAAAACGUUAUCAAGAAAGUAUUGUUAAAGGAAAUGAAGAAUUGGAUAAUGCAGUUAAAUACUAUGAAGAAACAAUGCUGGAACAUUUGCAAUCUAUUGAUAAUUUAAUGAAAAAAAGAAUUUACGUUGAUGAUAUUAAUAUAGCAUUGACCAAUCUCAAAAUUGAACUAACUGCAGCAAUAAGACGACAAAUGUUAAAUAUUAAUAUUGAUCAAAACUUAAAUUUAUUAUAUUAAUCAUAUUGGCAUAACUAAUACAGCUCAAUGUAGGGGCAUGAAAUUAAAUGAUGAUAUGUUAUAACUAC
Molecule: messenger RNA, 2617 nt
Organism: Cinara cedri
Lineage: Eukaryota; Metazoa; Arthropoda; Insecta; Hemiptera; Aphididae
Source: the annotation of a GenBank genome assembly